GGGGAACUGGGCGGCGGGUCGCGUCGGCCCGGCCCUUCCCUUCCCCCCCUCGCCGGCUGCUGAUACACCAUCUGUUGGCUUCGUGCUGAGAGAGAGAGGGCUUAAGAGAGCAAGUAAGCCUGCCACGUUUAAACUAGCCUUGUUCUACAGGUCAUGCAAAUCUACAAAUGAAGGCUGCAGAGUGAUGCAGCUUAGGAAAAAUUUGGGAACUCCAAGAUGGAUGACACGACUGGCUCGAUUAAUCCAUACUUUUUGAUGGAAGAUGAAAGUACUUGCCCAUGAGGAUGGUGCAUAGGAAUUACUAGAUGAGGAAAGACCAAGGUCCAUCUAGUUCUCCUUGUACCACCCUGCUGGUUGCAUAAACAACAGUAAUGGAGGUUUUGACUAACUAUGCCAAUCACUCUGUCUACAAAUGAGGAUGUAUUCAACAUUUAUUGUCCAUUCCUAAUUACACCUGAGAAGGUGACAAUGAAACAGCAUCUUCUUCAACCACUGCGCUCCUUCUGGGGAAGGUACACCUACAAUGACACUGGGUAAGGAGUUCCAGGAUUUGAACCCAGCAACUAUGAAGGAAUGGAGAUGCAUUUCCAAGUUAGAAUGCACCCAAGAAACUUGAAAGAGGACACCAAAUGGAUGGAUAAAGCCCAGUCUUUGGACACAACUGAUGGAUUCAUCAAUUCCACAUGUGUUGAGAACGUGUUGCAAGUGAAUACAAUCAAGGAGAUGGAAGAAAUAUAGUCACAUGGUCUGUCUGAGCCACAGGAGCCCCAGGUUCAGGAAAAGGCCUUUUUAAAAGCGUUGGGCUUAACGAGCAGGCCCCAGCCCUCUGAUCCCAGGCCUGUUCCAGUUCGACUGUGGAAGAUGUUCCAGAGGAGAUCCAGAUCUCUCGGCCAGGGUGAUCCUGGAGACAAUAUGUGCAGAAUGGAUGAGCUGGGGGUGGAUGGUGAUACCCUCCGUCACCUUCCAAAUCUGGGUGACCCAAUGCCUGGGCUGGGAUCAUCCCCCUGGCAUCAUGUGCAGAAGCAGCUCUACUUCAACCUGUCGGUGCUUGAAGAAAUGGAAGAGCUGACGCUGGCCCAGCUGGAACUCUCCCUCCUUGGGGACCCCUACCCACUCCCUGGUGCAGCGACAGUCUGCACCUUGUCUAUCUGGAAGUUGGGAGAAUUGCCCAACUCUAGACAAGAACUCAUUACCUCGCAGUCUUUCCAAUCUGUGCAUGGCUCCCUCUACUUCAACCUCACUCAGAUCUCUAGGGCAUGGAGACACCAGCCCAGCAACCAGGGGGCAAUUCUGGAGAUAGGCAGCGCCUCGAUUGAGGGUCACAAGGUUCCUAACCCAGCGUGCGUCCACAUUGCCCAGUAUCUGCGCAUCUCCCUGUUGGUGGUGACCCUGAACCGGGAGAAAUGCAAAGCAUCCAGAAGGAAGAGGAGCUCCUUUCAGCUGCCACUCGCGUUCAGCCGGGUCUGCAAACGUAGGAGGCUCCAUAUCCAGUUCAAGGAUGUGGGUUGGCAACAUUGGAUCAUUGCUCCUCAGGGGUACAUGGCCAACUAUUGCCACGGGGAGUGUCCUUACCCACUGAGUGAGAGCCUGAAUGGUACCAACCACGCCAUUCUACAAACACUGGUGCAUUCCACUGACCCUGGACACACUCCCCAACCCUGCUGUGUCCCCAUUAAGCUCUCCCCCAUUUCCAUGCUCUACUAUGACAACAAUGAGAAUGUAGUUUUGCGACAUUAUGAUGAUAUGGUGGUGGAUGAGUGUGGUUGUAGGUGAAUAUGUUCUUGGAUGAAGAUGCAAUUAAUCUGUAAUUAUAUUUGGCCUGCAAUUUUAGCAGUGUUUAAUUUACCCUCCCCCCCCCCCCCCCCCCCAUGGUAAACAUCCACCUUCAAUCUUUUUGCUUUGAGUGGGUGUUGUAAACUUGAAUUAAGAUUUUAAUUCUGGUGAGUGUUUUCCAGUUGGGUUCACAGUGCAGGUUUAAGAGUUGAACUCCAUCCACCUGAUUCUAAACUAUAGAACAAAUUAAGGACAUCCUGCAUCAUCCUGGCCACUCAAACACAUCCCCUUGUUGUUAAGUGAGAUCUGAAAGAAUUUGCUGUUAAAUUGCAAUUAUGAUUGGAGGUUUGCUUUGACUUGACUUGCAAUAAACUUGUCAAUUUUU
Messenger RNA from Pristis pectinata (smalltooth sawfish), 2158 nucleotides. RefSeq names its product growth differentiation factor 3 (gene gdf3). NCBI's taxonomy places the organism in Eukaryota, Metazoa, Chordata, Chondrichthyes, Rhinopristiformes, Pristidae. Gene Ontology annotation, cellular component: extracellular region. Gene Ontology annotation, molecular function: cytokine activity; growth factor activity. The transcript has 6 exons. Gene Ontology annotation, biological process: SMAD protein signal transduction; BMP signaling pathway. The record is from RefSeq and is a predicted model, not a curated record. Bases 862 to 1773 code for a protein of 303 amino acids.